GGAGGCUUUUAGCAUCUGGUGCUUAGUAUAAGUAGAGGUCCUCCUGCCUCCAGGGGCCCAGAAGAUAAGGAAGGAAAACUCAGAGCUGGACAGCCAAGGAUUGGAAUGGAGGCUGAUCACAAGAUGGACAGUACCAGCAAGGAGGCCCUGAUGUCUGAAGCACCUCUGGAUUACACAGAAUCUCCCAAGCAUCCUGGCCCUCCUUGCAGAAAUCUCUUCAUCGUGGUGGUGGUGAUCAUGGGGACUGUCCUGGUGGUCCUGACUUUCCUGCUGGCAGGGUUGCACAUCACCGAGAAACAUACUGAGGCGGUCCUGAAACUGACCAUUCAAGGCCUGGAUGGCAAAGGCUCCCCCCAGCACCUCUCCAUGAGCCAGAAGGAAAGAUUGGCCAUAUUUCCCAUCCACACGAAGCUCAACUCUUCUGCCACCGUGGUUUAUGACUACAGCAAUCUGGUGAUUGGCUAUAGAUCGUGGCCAGGAAGGUCCUGCUACAUCAUUAGAAUGAACCAGAAGGACAUCCAAAGCCUGGAUGCUGCCGUCAAGGUCUUCCAGCUUGUUCAGGAACAUCCUCCCUUGCUGCCCCUUGAACAAAGCAAGAAGCUGAUGGAAAAGCCUGCCGCAACGCUGGCUCACCUGGCUCACCGUUCUAUGCUAGGAGUUGCCAUUAACCUCCUCUGCAGCAGCAUCCCCAUCUACUGGGCUUAAUGGAGUCAGGGGGAAACAGGCAGACCGGGGGAACGGAAGGCGAUGAACAAGGGCAGCAUCCCCCUAUGGUUACAGCAGACCCUCCCACACCACUUGCUUGACUGUAUUAUUUGCAUUUUGUCUGUUUUUAACAUUUACAUUUUUGUAUAUAUUUUUAAACCCUGUUAGUUGCUUCGAAAGUUUUGCUAUUCAUCCAGACAGGGUAUAAAUAGAAUCAAUCUAUUAACCCAAAGAUAGAUUCUUGGGGAACCUUUGGGGAGCCACUGACCUCACUGGGAGAAGGACUUCUUAAUACACCAUUCAAGCAGUCCAGGCUUCGGGGUGCAAACGUAUUCCUCAAUGGCUGCAUUCACAAAACAACCAUGGCUGGAGAUGCUAUGUGACUAAAAGGGAUUAAAUAAGGUUUGAUAAUUUGUGGUUUAGCAUAAGCUUCAGCCGACAAGUCUCUCUCUGCUUGGAUUUCAACUGCUUGUUGGAUUUCAUACUCCCAAAAGAUGAAAAACCAACCUUUUUUCACCCCCAAUGAUCUUGGUUAGGUCCUUAGUGCAAACUAAUAUCACUUCCCGCCUGAUAGGUCCAGUCUGAAGGUCCGCAAUCUUUCCAACACUCCAGGAAAGUCUACAGCUGUGUUCAUUCAACAUCUAAGCCCAAAUCAAACAAAUCACAGUAGGUCUUAAUACAAUGUAUGAAUUCAGUCACUGCAAUUUCCAACCACCCGUUAAGGUUUACCACAUCACCUGAACCAGCCAGUUGCAGUUUAUCCAGUAAACUACGGCUAAACUAAUCACAGCUCAGAAAGCAAUGUGAACCAACAGGUAUGGCUCUGUUUUCCUUGGAUUUUUAAACAAUCUUGCCUUGAAAAUACAAAUUUGCGCACAUUAUUCUGUAGAGUUUCAUAAGUUCUCACUCUAUUCUACUCAGCAGAAUCUUGAAAUGAGAGCAGGCUGUUUUUUCAGGAGAUGGGGAUGAGCUAACUGGGAGCCCUUGUGGUUUGCAUGCGAAGGGGCCCUGGCUUGAGUCCCAGCAUCUCCAGAAAUAUUUGGGAAAAUCUCAGUCUAAAAUCUUAAAUAGCAUAUUCAAUCAAUCAAUCACAACAACUAAGAACUCACCUUCUGCCUUUUCAUUAACAGUAACCCUAAAGCAAGGGGUCAAAUCCAUAAACACAUACGAAAUUCCCAAAGCCCAUGGCUGCAACAAGAUCAGCAAAUGAAAUGGCCCAUUAAUAGAGAUUUAGCCCAGGCUGGAAUAAACAGGUUAGCAUUAACUGAUGCUGAAAGCUAACUAAGCUCAGUGCAACUGAAGCAACGCAGGGAGCAAACUUCACAAAUGGAGCAUCCAGGCCAAGAAUGCCCUCUCUCAAAUUGCUGCCCAGGGAACUUCUGCAAACUCACAGGGCACCCCUUCUUGAUCUUCAGUGCCAGGAGCGAUGGAAGGAAAAGCAAUCCAGCGUGACCUUAUUCAUCAGGCUAACAAACAGUGACUUGUACCAUCUAGCAGGGCUUGUCCUGGCAUGUAAUUCCCCUUGUGGUUUGCAGUUUAGAUAUCUGACCUUUGGGGAUUAAAAAGAGUUAAAGAGGAAGGGGAACAAUUAAGAUGGCAAUUAUUCGACUGAAAGAAGGGCGGAAGUCAUAAUUCUGGGUUUUCUUACUUUUCUCAUUUUUUCCUUUUUUUUUUCUUAUUUUCUAUCUUCUUUUUUUUCUUUCAUAUUUUUUCUUUAAUUUUCUAUACUUUUAUUGUAUUGAAGAAAUUUAAUAAAAAUAUUUUUUUAAAAAAAGAUAAUGAUCCAACCUUGUCUGAGACCAUUUCCGAUGUCAGACUAAACCAGGGAGAUGAAUGGUUUGAAUACAUUUUAAGUGCCAUUUGGCUUAAGUCUGCACACUUUUGUGCAAGAUAUUAGUCCUGGGUGUUGAAUUGUGUUUAGGGGAGCAUUCAAACCUUCCAUUCCCUCCCUGAAAUGAUAUUUUUCUGAGGCUGCUGAUUGUGUGGCUCAGCUCUCAACACA
Molecule: messenger RNA, 2707 nt
Organism: Candoia aspera
Lineage: Eukaryota; Metazoa; Chordata; Lepidosauria; Squamata; Candoiidae
Gene: SFTPC
Product: surfactant protein C
Exons: 5
Coding region: 106-705 (199 amino acids)
Biological process (GO): respiratory gaseous exchange by respiratory system
Cellular component (GO): alveolar lamellar body; extracellular region
Source: RefSeq, a predicted model, not a curated record